AUGGCCUUUGAUGCGAAAGGGGGUUGGGGGCGGGGCACCCCUGCGUUGCUUCUCAUGCCGCUGGGGGUUUGGAUCUGGGCUGGCUGGAACCCCAUUGUGGGCUACAACCUGGCCGUCGGGAGGGGUGGCCCGAGCGAAGCGUACCGCAAAGAAGCCAGCCCAACCCCUUGCGCUCCGUUGAUUGUCUCGCCCCGCCGAAGCCCAAGCUCCCGCGGGAACUCUUUGUUCGUUUCCGCUUCUCCUCGCUUCCCCGUUUCCCGAUUGCCUUUGACACGCCUGGCCGCGGAUGCCUCCCAACAGGAGGAGCCCAGGCACGAGUUUAAGAAAUGGGCCGAGGAGCACGGCAGGAGCUACACAGAGGGCACAGAGGUGGGGUCGGGAUCAGGCAGCCGGGCCCUUGGGCUCAUGCCCGUGGCGGCGGGAACGCUCUGGGAGGGCCGUGUUGAGUAUGAGAGGCGCUUCAAGAACUGGCUGUAUAACAUGGAAUACAUCGUGGACUACAAUGAGCGGCACACGUCCCAUUGGUUGAUGCUGAAUGAGAUGGGUGACCAUACAAUCGAAGAGUACCGGGGAAGGCUCGGAAGCCGGUUUUCUUCGAACAGGACGUUGGAUGUGGAGCCCUGGCUGUACGAAGAAUAUGAUCUACCCAACAAUGUCGACUGGAGGAAGGAAGGCGCCGUGACGCAUGUGAAAGACCAGGGAGAUUGCGGCAGCUGCUGGGCCUUCUCUGCUGUAGGCGCCAUCGAGGGGAUCAACUACCUCUACACAGGGUCGCUCUACUCCCUCAGCGAGCAGGAACUGGUGGACUGCGUCAAGAGGGACUACGGUUGCGAUGGGGGCGAGAUGGAUGACGCGUUCAGAUUUGCGCAGCACCAUGGGCUGACUUUAGAGAAGGACUACAAAUACGUUGGGGAGGACGAGCCCUGCAACCACCAGAAGGAGAAGCUGUACUACGCCACCAUCGACGGGCACCAUGAUGUGCCACAGACGGAGCAUGCCUUGAAAAAGGCUGUCGCGCUGCAUGGCCCUGUCAGCGUGGGCAUCGACGCCUCGAGCAUGGCCUUCAUGUUCUACGCUGGUGGCAUCUUCGACGAGCCCUGCGGGGACUACCUGGACCAUGGGGUCCUGCUGGUAGGCUACCACGCCCCCAAAGACUGGGAGGGCUACUGGAUCAUCAAGAACUCGUGGGGCAAACAGUGGGGCGAGCACGGCUACAUCCGCUUCAGGAUGGGCAUGGAUGGUGGCCUUGGAGAGUGUGGCAUCGCGCUGCAGGCGUCCUACCCAAAGAAGAAGUAUGAGGAAGCAGAGGUGAGCGGAUGGCCACGGGCAGCAGGGGGUAGCUUCGCUGAGGUGUAA
Molecule: messenger RNA, 1356 nt
Organism: Ostreobium quekettii
Lineage: Eukaryota; Viridiplantae; Chlorophyta; Ulvophyceae; Bryopsidales; Ostreobiaceae
Source: the annotation of a GenBank genome assembly